Molecule: messenger RNA, 770 nt
Organism: Phyllotreta striolata
Lineage: Eukaryota; Metazoa; Arthropoda; Insecta; Coleoptera; Chrysomelidae
Source: the annotation of a GenBank genome assembly
UGACAAUAACCUAACCUCUUUCCAAAAUUCAAAAUGAAUAGAGGUUUUUCAACAUUUCGAACUUUACAACGCAAAAUAACUUCAAAUACUCUGAAAAGUAAACAGAAAAAUGCCAGUUCGAAUGAAUGGCUUUCAAGGCAACUCUCGGAUCCGUACGUGGAAAAGGCCAAACAGAUGAACUACAGAUGUCGCAGUGCCUUUAAAUUAGUGGAAAUUAAUAAUAAAUAUCAGUUUCUGAAGCCCGGACAAGUAGUUAUAGACGUAGGCGCUGCUCCAGGUUCUUGGUCGCAAGUAAUUGCCAAUAAGAUUAAUUCCAACGGUCAGGAUCAAAAUGCACCAAAAGGCAUAGCAGUUGCUAUAGACAAGCAGCAAAUUUACCCUAUAGACGGCGUAACAAUAUUUGGAAAUAUGGAUUUUACUAAACCGGAAAACCAAGAGAAAAUAACCCAUUUCUUGGAAGGCAAGCGUGCCAAUGCUGUAGUCUCCGAUAUGGCUCCCAGUGCUAGUGGAAUACGACAUUUGGAUAAUGAUAUUAUAAUAGAAUUGUGUUACAAUGUGCUUCGAUUUGCUGUAAAAGUAUCCGAGCAAAAUGCAUCUAUACUUGUAAAGUUGUGGCAAUGUGGAGAAACUAAACAAUUAGAAAACGAUAUAGCUAGAUUCUACAAAAAUGUUAAAUUAGUCAAACCUGACUCGAGUCGAUCAGAUUCCGCUGAAAUAUUUUUACUAGGAAUGGAUUUUAAAGGACUGAAAGAAAAUUAAAGAAAGCUCAA